Molecule: messenger RNA, 426 nt
Organism: Pseudocercospora fijiensis CIRAD86
Lineage: Eukaryota; Fungi; Ascomycota; Dothideomycetes; Mycosphaerellales; Mycosphaerellaceae
Exons: 2
Coding region: 1-426 (141 amino acids)
Source: RefSeq, a predicted model, not a curated record
AUGCACACCAAACUCCGAGAAGCGGAACGAAAACGCACACGCGCGCUCAAAGAGCUCGCCGACGCUCUCGCAACCCUUUCUCCCGACUCUGCAUCACCCGCUAAUAGUGCCAACGAGGAGGACGACUUUCAAGCUUCUGGGGAACUGCCGCGCUUGUCUGGUCGUAAGGAGGAGGACGUUCAAGCUUCUGCUAGCUCUAGGGAACUACUACGAUCCGCCAAAUCGGUGUCUGAUCGUAAGGAGGAGGAGGACAUUCAAGCACCUGCGCCCUCUUCUUCUUCUUCUUCUGCCUUACCACGAUCGGCCAAGCUGAUGUCUGGUCAGAUCCCACCCCCACCACCCGCAACUUCUGCAACCGAGAAUCUCCUCUCUUCCGCGCUCGCUGAGCUAGAUGUCUUGUCUCCAGAGGAGAAUCCCAAGAAGUAG